GGUAUAGAGCUACCACCACGCGAGGUGUUCUUCGGCCCAGACUCAUACCCGAGUGUCGAGUUGACCAGGUCAAUCAUUGCUGCUUCUUUGCUUUUACACACAAACACAACGUAACUUAAUCGCAGCUUAUAAGAGCCAUACUCAUUUUAUCGCAAGCCCGCCUGCCGUUGCGACCCACAUAGCGAGCUCGCCUUUCACACAAAAGCGCUGUUAUACAUGCAUAUCAGGAAUGCGUUGUGAUAGCCGAUUAUCUAGCUCGCGUUAAUUUGGCGGCUUGUUGCAUUCUUUCUGCGCUACUGUCACACCUGGCGGGCUCCAUGGACAAGCACCAGCAGCGCUGAGACGGGAGUUGGAUGACACUUCGUCAAAAGCGUACAUGGGGACCCUCAGGAAGCUUGCCGGUGGCGAUACUGUGGCUUCUGGGCGUCCUCUCGCUAUUCAAAGCAGAGGCCCAGUCACCCCCUCAGACUCCUGAAUUCCUUCAGCCUCCACCGCCACCCCCGCGGCGGCUGCCCUUCGAUGGCAUACCUGCUGCCCCACGGCAAGAUACUGCGCAGCCGCCCGGGGACACACAGGGUACCGUAGACGCGCCACCGCCGCCCACGGCCCCACCACCGGGCCUACCACUGCCACCCACGGCACUGCUACCGCCGCUGGCACCGUCGCCGCCUCCGGACCUGCCGCCACCAAACGCGCCGCCGCCGCCGGCGCAGCCCGACCAGCCACCGACGAUCCCAACAACACCACCCGUGUCACCGGAUGUCCCAUCGCUGCCACAGCAGCCGCCGCCCCCAGACAUGCCGCCUCCGGGAACACCAUCGCCACCUCCGGACCUUCCGCCACCGGCAGCGCCGCCGCCUGAUCUGCCACUUCCUCUGAACCCACCACCCUCAAUGCCUCCUCCAGUUGCACCAUCGCCGCCACCAGAGACUCCAGUGGGAGAGCUGCCUCCACCACCGGAUGCGCCGCCGCCAGCGACGCCGCCGCCGGAUGUGCCGCCGCCUGCAACCCCUAUGACUGAGCAGCCUCCGCCACCGGAUGUGCCGCCGCAAGCGACGCCGCCGCCAGAUGUGCCGCCGCCUGCAAUCCCUGUGGCUGAGCAGCCUCCGCCACCGGAUGUGCCGCCGCUAGUAGCGCCGCCGCCUGCAACCCCUGUGACUGAGCAGCCUCCACCACCGGAUGCGCCGCCGCCAGCGACGCCGCCGCCGGAUGUGCCGCCGCCUGCAACCCCUAUGACUGAGCAGCCUCCGCCACCGGAUGUGCCGCCGCCAGCGACGCCGCCGCCAGAUGUGCCGCCGCCUGCAAUCCCUGUGGCUGAGCAGCCUCCGCCACCGGAUGUGCCGCCGCCAGUAGCGCCGCCGCCUGCAACCCCUGUGACUGAGCAGCUUCCGCCACCGGAUGUGCCGCCGCCAGCGACGCCGCCGCCGGCCACGCCGCCACCGGCCGCUCCGUUGCCACCGCCGGAGACGCCGGUAGGGGAGCAGCCUCCGCCACCGGAUGUGCCGCCGCCAGCCAUGCCGCCGCCGGAGUUGCCGCCACCGGCCGCUCCGUUGCAACCGCCGGAGACGCCGGUAGGGGAGCAGCCUCCGCCACCGGAUGUACCGCCGCCAGCCAUGCCGCCGCCGGAGUUGCCGCCACCGGCUGCUCCGUCGCCACCGCCGGAGACGCCGGUAGGGGAGCAGCCUCCGCCACCGGAUGUACCGCCGCCAGCCACGCCGCCGCCGGAGACGCCGGUCGGGGAGCAGCCUCCGCCACCGGAUGUGCCCCCGCCGCAAGCGGCGCCUCCGCCACUGGCGCCGCCGCCAGAGACACCCGUUGCGGACCAGCCGCCGCAGGACGCGCUGUCGCCACCCGCGCUAGAGCCACCUUUGCCUCCGACAGUGCCUCCGUCGCCGGAGCCGUCUCUUCCGAUCUUGCCUUCGCCGGAGUCGCUGCCAACUGUAGAUGCGCCUCCUCCUCCUUCGGUUUCCUUCCUGCCACCCACUCCGGCACCAGCGGAUCCGACGCCGUCGUCACCCGAGCCUCCCUCUCCUGCACCUCCCUCUCCUGCGCCGCCGCUUCCUGCCCCCUCACCGCAUCCGCCCUCGCCACAUCCGCCCUCACCGCAGCCGCCCUCGCCGCAGCCGCCGCCUCCUCCACCUUCGCCACGCCCGCCCUCGCCAGCGCCGCCCAAGCCUCCUCCGCCCACACCGCCAGCGCCACCCUCGCCUCGGCCUCCGUCUCCCGACCCGCCCUCCCCUCCGCCGCCUAGCCCGCAGCCGCCGUUGCUGCCCUCGCCGCCGCCACCGGUGCCUGAGCAGCAGCUGGUAUUCAAUGCGCCGCUGCUGCUGCCGCUGUCACUGUCGCAGCCCAAUGCCACAGUGGAUCCGUUUGCACGACUGGUAUCGCUCAAGCUGAUGCAGGUUGCGGCGCCUGCUGGCACCUACCUGUGCGAGUUCCUGCCUGCUUCUGCGCCCCCGCCCGGGCUGGGCUACAUGAACCUGACAGAGGCCAACUCCUUCGGCAGCAGGCUAUGGUAUGCGCUCCCGCCCGGUUUCACGGCCCUGUUGGCCCCCGUGAACUCAUCGCCGUACAUUUUUCUGCUGCUGAUCACCGGUGGCGGCAGCAGCGGCGGCUCGCGCUUCGUGGUGCAACAGCGCUGCACACUGACGGCGGCGUACCGCGCGGCAGCAGGGGAGGAGCAGGGCAACGCCACAUCUGCGGCCACGGCACUGCUGCCCGGCGGCGCCUACACCUCCACCUACACGGCAGAUGCCGCCAGCUCCUGGGGGGCGCUGGUGUACUGCCAUGUGCUGUACGGCGGCGGGCUGGGCGGGCGAGACGCGGUGUCGGCGCUGCUGCUGCCGGACCCGGCGGUGCGCCCCCUGCUGACCAACACGAGCUUCUUCGGGCCGGCGCUCCCACAGGCGCUAUCGCAGCCACUAAAUCACAAGGCCUUUUUCUUUUGGACCCAGACUACCUCGCCGCCCUGCUGCGGCAACGAAACGGCACCCACCGCCACCUGCGACCCGUUGUCCUUCCUGGGCCCACUGCCGCUAUACGACGCCGGCGGCGGCGGCCAGCAGCUCAACACCACCAGUGGUGAGGUCCCGCUGUUCCCGCCCUGUGACCGCAAUUGGGGCCUGCACCGCAGCUUCACGUGCCAGGUGCCGCGCGUGUGGGCGCGAGCGCCCGCCGCCAGCCCCAACCCUGCCACCGGCCGCCCCCGCGAGGUGGUGAUGUUCGCUGCGGCAGUGCCGUACUGGACAGCCGUGCAGCGCUGCGCCCUACUGGAUGGCGAGGGUGGCGCCGGGCCGGGGCGGCUGAUGUCGCUGCCUGACGACUCCAGUGGCGUGUGGGGCGCUGAGGCGCUGGCCAGCUGGCCGGGCGAGCCCGGUCAGGCGGUGUGGGCGGUGGACGCAGGUGUCAACUGCAGCACAGCCGCGCUGCCGCUAAGCCUGAGCGGUGGCAACGGCGGCAGCGACGUCACGUCUGCGGGCCAGGUGCUGUGCGAUGACUUGCUGUUCUUCGUCUGUGUAAGAGAUCUGGACUUCCCCAGCCCUAGCCCGCCCAGCCCGGCGCCACCCACCCCGCCCGGUCCACAGCCGCCGCGGCCGUUGUCACCGCCACCACGUGUGCUGCUGCAGCCGUCGCCGCCAGAUGUGCCACCGCCGCCGCCCGACGGCCCUGACCAGGCUAGCGCCUUCAUGCCGCCUCCUCCGGCCGGCAGUGGCGGAAGCAGUCUGCAGGCUCAGGCCGAGGCGCUGCUGCGCAUUGCCUCCACCUUCGACUCGGGCCCCGGCUCACAGUGCGACCUGUCCUCCUGGCGUGUGCCCGGCACCACGCCUUGCGACUGGAGCCCGCGCGUGGUCUGCGGCACCACUGCACCCAACUCCACCACCGGCGGCACCGACGGUACAACGGCGGCGCCGCCGGCCGUGGAUGGUGGCUUCAGUGAAACGGUGGUCCUGCUGAACUUGACGGAUUGCUGGGGACCCUACAAUGCCAGCGCUAACAGCGUGGGCGGGAUGCAGAUGCCCAGCUCUGCGGACCUGGGCACAAUGCUGGGGCUGCGGACGCUGCUGCUCACCAACACCGGCGUUCAGGGGCCCCUGCCGAUGUCAGUCACGGGGAUGGGCGGCCUGGAGGUGCUGUCUCUGGGCCUUGACCGGGCGGCGCUGGCCGCCGACUUUGCCGCCGCCAACGGCGGGGCAAGCGCGCCAAAGGUGGCGGGCCGCGGGGUCACCGGUUCGAUCCCCGCUGGCUACAGUUCGCUGUCAGCUCUGUCGCGCCUGGACCUGCAGGGCGCGGCGCUGAGCGGGCCGCUGCCUGCUGGCUUCAGCACGCUGACGGGCCUGGUCUCGCUAGACCUGUCAGCAGAGGACGGCCUCAGCAGCGGGGGCGAUGGCAGCAUCCCAAGCUCCAGCCUGACGGGGCCGCUGCCGGCGGCCUGGUCGACCCUUAGCCAGCUGACGCUACUGUCGUUGUCUGGGCAGCAGGCCGUGGGAGGGUCAGUUCCGGCGGAAUGGGGGGCGGCUCUUGCGCAGCUGCAGUGGAUUGAGCUGUCGGGGUGCGGGCUGACUGGACCAAUUCCGCCCUCCUUCAGCGGUCUGCAGGACCUGCGCUAUCUUGUCCUCUCCACCAACAGCCUCACCGGGCAGCCACCGGAAGCGCUUUCAGCCCUAUCAGACCUCCGGGAGCUCAGCCUAGAGGACAACACGUUCUCUGGAACAAUCCCUGAAGCCUGGUCAGCGCUGAGUAACAGCCUAACGUUACUGGACGUUUCCAGCAAUGCUGGCCUAGGCGGCCCGCUGCCGGACGGACUGAGCAGCCUCAGCAUCUUGCAAGAGCUCAACCUUCAGGCUUGCAACCUGACCGGCCCGCUGCCAGCCUCCUACAGUGCCCUCAGCAACCUGGCAUCACUGCUGCUGUCAACCAAUGCCCUGACGGGGCCCCUACCCGACGAGUGGUCAGCGCUGACAGUGCUUGAGGAGAUGGCAAUCGCCGGGAACGGCAUUCGCGGCACCCUACCCGACAGCUGGGCGGAUGGACUGCAGUCCCUGACGACCUUUGACGCAGCCUACAACCGCCUGACGGGCCCGCUGCCCGCCUCCUGGUCCGGCCUGGCGGCGCUGCAGCUGUUGGACGUGUCACACAAUGCCCUGUCCUCCAGCCUACCACCCGCCUGGUCGGCGCUGCUGGCGCUCAGCUCGCUCAAAGCAGACAGCAUGCGCAGUGAGGACGGCAGCACCAGCGUAGGCCUGGACGGACCGCUCCCCGAUUCCUGGUCCGCGCUGACCGUUCUAGCGCACCUGCAGCUGGCCGAUGGCGCCUUCACGGGCACGCUGCCUGCCUCCUGGUCGGCGCUCACCGCGCUGUCUGGGCUGGACUUGGGUGCUUCGGAGCUGCCAGGCGGCCCUGCGGGCGAGCUGGAAGGCCCGCUACCACCACAGUGGAGCGCGCUGCAGCGCCUGGUGCACCUCAGCAUCCCACGCCAGCCCGGCAUCAACGGCUCCCUUCCAGCAGACUGGUCGGCGCUCACUGGCCUGACUCACCUCGACCUGCAGGGUGAUAGCCUCAGCGGCCCGCUGCCGCCCGCCUACAGCACCCUCACACGCCUCGCCACGUUGGACCUGGACGCGCCUGCAGACGCGCAGGGCGCUCUCACGGGGCCGCUGCCUGCGGCUUGGUCGACGCUGGGCCAGCUGACAUUGUUAUCACUUUCAGGGCAGGAGAGCGUGGGCGGAUCACUGCCGCGGUCCUGGGGCAACGGUCUCUCCCAGCUGGAAUGUCUGGACGUAUCUGGGUGCAGCCUGACCGGCGGCAUCCCUGGCACCUACAGCCGGCUGACCGGCAUGACCCGGCUCGACCUCAGCACCAACAGCCUGACAGGUCAGCCGCCCGCCUCCUUCUCCGCCCUCACGGCGCUAGAGGAGCUGUCGCUCACCGACAACCUACUGGCUGGUUCCUUGCCCGACAGCUGGUCCACACUGACCACGCUCUCCGUGCUUGAUGCGGCCAUGAACGAGGGCCUCACCGGCCCCCUGCCCCCGGCGUACAGCACCAUGACUGGGCUGCGGCAGCUUGACCUGCAGGCCUGCGGCCUGACGGGCCCGCUGCCGGGCUCCUACAGCGCGCUGGUGUCUCUGGUGGGCCUCUCGCUGGCGCUCAAUUUCCUCAGCGGCACGCUGCCGGCCUCCUACAGCGCCUUGACGGACCUUGAGGACGCCAGCCUCGCCGGCAACUCCCUGACGGGGCCGCUGCCGCCAUCUUGGGGCGGCGCCAUGGCUGGCCUGUUCUCGUUCGACGCCUCGCACAAUGGUCUAACGGGCCCGCUGCCCGCCUCCUGGUCGGGUCUGGGGUCGCUGCAGCUGAUGGACGUGUCACAGAAUGAUGUGGCGGGGCCGCUGCCACCCAGCUGGAGUGUGCUGACGCAACUAGCCGUGCUGGAUACCAGUGGAAGUAGCGGCGCCGCACCGUCGGAGUCGCGGGGCCCGCUGCCCGACUCCUGGUCAGCGCUGACGGCGCUGCAGAGCCUGGGUGUGCAGGGCGCCAGCCUCAGUGGCAGCCUGCCCUCGUCCUGGUCGGCGCUACAGGGCCUGACGUGGUUGGAGCUGGGCAACGGCGGCGCGGGGUCACCAGCAGCCGCCGGCUCACUCAGUGGCUCGCUGCCGCCUGAGUGGCAGGCGCUAUCGGGGCUGCAGCACCUGGGAUUGGGCGGCCAGCCCGGCCUCAGCGGGCAGCUACCGCCCACUUGGUCCGUGCUGACGGCGUUGACGGCACUAGACCUGGAUGGCUCGGGGCUGAGCGGCCCGCUGCCGCCCUCUUACAGCGCCCUCACACGGCUUGUGGUCCUGGACCUGUCGGCGCCUACGCAGCCGAGCACUGGAGCGCCUGGCGGCGGCGGCCUGACAGGGCCUCUGCCGGCCGCCUGGUCCACGCUUGGACGCAUCACACUGCUGUCGGUGUCCGGGCAUGCAGGUAUCGGAGGCACGCUUCCGGCGAACUGGGCCUUGGGGUCGAAUGGCCUCGGCAGCAGUGUGCGCUGGCUGGAGCUGGCGGGCUGCGGCCUCACUGGGCCGCUGCCGCCGGAGUGGGCCCAGAUGAUCGCCCUGCAGGUGUUGGACGUGUCCGACAACACGCUCACAAGCAGCUUGCCGCCGGCAUGGUCUUCCCUGACGACGCUUCGUGAGGCGUGGCUUUUUGACAACGCCCUGACUGGCAGCUUGCCAGAGGCCCUGUCUGGGUUCAGCUCGCUGGAGGUCCUGGACGCCUCAGGCAACGCGGCACUGGGGGGUGGCCUGCCGGAGGGCCUCAGUGGCCUCAGUGCUCUGCGUGAUCUCAACCUUCAGGCUUGCAACCUGACCGGCCCGCUGCCGGCAUCCUACAGCACUCUCACUGGCCUAGUGUCGCUGGUACUGUCCACCAACGCCCUGACGGGCCCCCUUCCUACCGAGUGGUCAGCGCUGACGGCACUCGAGGAUUUGUCAGCAUUCGGCAACCGCCUGGAUGGACCUCUGCCGGUGGCAUGGGGAGCAAGCUUGGGCGCAAACGUGGCGACGGUGGACCUCUCGCACAACCGCCUGACGGGCCCGCUGCCAGCCUCCUGGUCGGGACUGGCGGCGCUGCAGCUGUUGGACGUGUCACACAACGCCCUGUCCUCCAGCCUGCCACCCGCCUGGUCAGCGCUGCUGGCGCUCAGCUCGCUUGAGGCCUCUUCAAACGCAGUCCCUGCCAACGUCACCGCUGGCGCGGCACGCGGCAUCAGUGGCCCCCUGCCGCCGUCAUGGUCGACUCUGACAGCACUGGCGCGGCUUGGGCUUGAAGGAGAGCGUGUCAACGGCACGCUGCCCUCAGCCUGGUCGACACUGACGCAGCUGUCAUGGCUGGCCCUGGGGGCACCCUCCAGCGCCCUUGCUGCUGGCGCAGGUGGCGGCGGCAGCCUAGGUAGCAGCAGCGGCAGCGAUGGGGCCCUGACGGGCUCGCUGCCACCGUCGUGGAGCAACCUGGUGGCAUUGCAGCGCCUGGCUGUGCCCGGCCACCCAAGCCUCGGCGGCUCACUUUCGGCGGGCUGGUCGGCGCUCACCGCGCUUACGGCCCUAGAUCUGGAGCACUCGGGGCUGAGUGGCCCGCUGCCGCCCUCCUACAGCACCCUCACGGGCCUCGUGGUCUUGGACCUGGCAGCCGCAGCACAGGCAGGCGCAGGCACCAAUACUAGCAGCCUUACGGGGCCACUGCCGGAGGCCUGGUCGACGCUGGGCCGGCUGACGCUGCUGUCCCUUUCGGGGCACGGCGACAUCGGCGGCUCCCUGCCACCAUCGUGGGGCUCAUCCCUGACUGCCCUGCGCUUCUUUGACAUGGCGGGCACCGGCGUAACGGGAUCCAUUCCAUCCACGUACAGCAGCCUGGGGCUUCUUCAACACCUGGACCUAUCCGCGAAUGGCCUGACCGGGCAGGUGCCGGAUUCCUGGGGCACCACGUUCACCAGCGUGCAGGAGCUACUGCUAUUCGACAACAGCUUCUCCGGUACCCUCCCAGAUUCCUGGCAGCUGCUACGGUCGUUGGAGGUCCUGGAUGCCUCGAGCAAUCCUGGCCUGAGUGGGCGGCUGCCGGACGGCCUCAGCGGCCUGAGCGCACUGCGUGAGCUCAACCUUCAGGCUUGCAACCUGACCGGCUCGCUGCCAGCCUCCUACAGCGCCCUCAGUAGCCUGGCGUCGCUGCUGCUGUCCGUCAACAACAUCAACGGCACGCUGCCCGUCGAGUACUCGACGCUCUCGAGCCUGGAGGAGCUGGCAGUAGCUGGCAACCAGCUCGGGCGCCAGCUACCGCCUGGCUGGGCGACGGGACCGCUCACAACCUCGCUCCUCACGUUGGACCUCUCGCACAACAGCCUGACAGGCCCGCUGCCCGCCUCCUGGUCGGGACUGGCGGCGCUGCAGCUGUUGGACGUGUCGCACAACGCCCUGUCCUCCAGCCUACCACCCGCCUGGUCGGCGCUGCUGGCGCUCACUUCGCUCGUGGCCUCCCGCAACCCCAACAUUGCCGGAUCGUUGCCGCCAGAAUGGGCUGCCGGCCUGCCCUCGCUGCAGCAGCUGCUGGUGGCAGGCUGCUUCCUAGACGGCUCCUUGCCCGCCUCCUGGGCUCCUGCCGGGGCGGCUGGUGGCGGCGCAGGCAGCGGCAGUGGGCUGGGCUUUGCUCUGGCGCGGCUGGAGCUGGGCAGCAACAACCUGGAGGGGUCGCUGCCUGUGGGCUGGAGUGGGCUGACCCGCCUGAGCUACCUGGACCUGUCCGACAACCAGAUCCGCGGCAGCGUGCCCGCGCCCUGGCUGCGCGCUGGCAGCGGCAUGCCCUCCCUCCAGGUGCUGCUGCUGGGCACGAACCUGCUAGACCAGCCCCUGCCCGACGUCGCAGCGCUCUUCCUGGCGUCGCAGAGCGGCAAUGCGAAUGCAGCCGCAAUAGCCGCGGCGGCCGCAGCGAUUGGCGUCGCGCCCCUGCUCCAACUGAACGUCUCGUUCAACAGCAUCUCCGGACCGCUGCCCGGGCCCAGCCAACCGUACAUGUCGUACCUGGUCGGUUUAGAUCUAACUUCCAACGGUCUUUCCGGCCAACUGCCGCCCGCCUGGAGCCUGCUCACGUCUCUGACGGCGCUUCGACUGGCGCAGAACGGGUUGAGCGGGCCGCUGCCGACGGUCUGGGCGGCGCUUGGUGGCAGUAGCGCAGCUACAGCGGCGGUGGGAGGGCGGAGGAGGAUCAGCCUGGAGGCCAUGGGUGCCGGUGCUCGCGGGCACCGCAGCCUGAUGGGUCAUGUACACAGUUGGCCGCUGGAGCGCAAAGGUGACAACGAGGCAACAGCCGGCUUGUCGCAGGCCGCCCGCCGGUUGCAUAGCAAGAGCAACGGUGGCCUGCUCAGCUGGCUAGCGGGUCUGCAUCAGCAGCGGCUGCAGCAGGCCACUGCCAUCUUGGGCCCGUCCCACCGCCGCCUGCUGCAGCAAUCUGUCGGCUCGGGUCGCAACAGCACCGGAGCCGGUAGCACUGGUGCCGGUGCCAUCUCGGGCGCGGUGCCGGGCAGCGGUCUAGCGGUGCUGCAGCUGUCGGACAACAGCUUGACCGGAUCGCUUCCGCCGUCUUGGAGCAGCCUGAGGGCGCUGACGCAGCUGACACUGGCACGCAACUCGCUGCAAGGCCCCAUCCCCACCGCUUGGCCAGUGGGCAUGACGUCGCUGCAGGAGCUGACGACAGCUGGCAACGACCCGCUGCCGGGCAUCUGUGGCACCAACCCCGGCGGCAGUACCUGGCCACUUGGCGGUGCUGGGGAGCUAGCGUCGCUGUCAGCCUGCACAGGCCUGUCCUCGCCGCCCCCUCCGCCGCCGUCUCCGCCAUCGCCAGUUCCACCGCGGCCCCGGCCGCCGUCACCCAUGCCGCCAGGCGAACCGCCGCUAACGCCAGACCAGGGCUCUGUCUUCUCCCCACCACCGGCGCCAAAGUCGCCGCGGCCACCACGGCCACCGCCGCCGUCGCCCCCUCCAGCGCCGCCGUCACCACCGCAGCCUCCCUCGCCGCCUCCCUCGCCGUCGCCACCAGAGCCACCCUUCUUCCCAGAUGAGCCGGUGGUACGACCGCCGCCGCCGCCUCCGCCGCCACCACGGCCGCCACGCCCACCGCCGCCGCCUCCCUCUCCGCCGCGCCCGCCCGCGCCCACGCCGCCUCAGGGUGUGGGCAUUGCGCCUUCCCCGGAGAGCGGCAACCAAGGCGAGGGCAAUGGCGGGGCACAGGCCUCGCCACCACCUCCCGGAGGCAGUUCCAGCUCCGGCUCCGGCUUCCAGCCGUGGUGGAUUGCGGCCAUCGUCGGCAGCAUCGUGGGCGCGCUGCUUAUCCUGCUGGCCCUGGUCGCCAUUUUCCGCGCCCGCCGGCGGCGCAGCUCCGGCAGCGCCUACGCCGUCCGCUCCGCCGGCUCCUCGCCCCUUCAGCCUCCUCCUGCCCCUGCCCAGCUGCCUCCUGGCUUCUUCCCUGGCGCUCCCGCGGCGCAGCCAGCGCUGCUCACGGCGCCGGCGCCGCCGCCUGCGGGCCUGGACCGGCCCUCGCUCAACGCGCGCUGGCACAACCCUGUGUUUGACACGCGCGAGAACGGCGAGGGCGCUGCCGACUGGAUGGACGUGAUGGACGCCUUCUACCUGGUGGAGAGCGAGGGAGCUCCUCCCGCACCCGCAACUGUGCCGCCGGGUGCUGCAAACCCUCUGUUCAUGUCAUCGCGGCGGGGCGCAGUUAUGGGUGCGGAAGGAGCGGUGCAGCAGCCGGCGUCCUUGUACGGGGGUUAUGGCACAGAGCGGUCGGCGGGCGGCAUGGUUGCAGGUGCUAGUGGCGGCGGUGCCGGGGUACGGCCAGCGGGAGAGGUGGUGGAGAACACGGGUGCCGUACAAGCAGAGGAGCUGCACAUAUACCAGCCGCAGCCGCCACGGCAAUCCCGCGCCUCACCGUACGGCUACGGCACUGCUGCGCGUGGCGGCGGCGCCCGUGCCAGUAACCGGCGUUACACGGCCGAUGUUUAGUCAUGCCGGACGAGGCUGCAUGAUGAUUACAAACGAAUGAGACAUAUUGCUCAAGCGAGUUUGGAAUGCUUGUGUGAAGCUUGUUUCUGUACAGCAUACACUGUUGGCUGCUUUUGACUGACUGACUGCAAACUGUGGUCGGGGCAAGGACACGGGGGAGGCAAACUCUUGGACGUCGUCGUGCACACCGGUAACUUUGGCUCAGGUCGCCCUGGCUGCGAUACACGAUAACACAGGUGUGAUGUUGUGCUCACUGCUGACUCGCGCGCAUAUGCGCACGCAAUUGACGCUUGCGGGGGGUAGUAAUGUGCUUCUGGUAUUUCUGCGUGCGAUUGCUUCCGUACUCCUACCCCAUGGAUCCAUGCAUGAGGUGGGAAUGGUGCUGAGAGUUGCGAAUACCCCCAGCAUCCGUGGCCACAUUUCGUCACAUCCGCACGAGUGGGGGUGUUGGGCUCUCAAUUAAGUUUUGGUGUGAUGUCCUGAGAAGGGUCGCCCGCCAUUGGGCUCUUGCUGUGCAUGCGAACGUACUCGGGAGUUGGGGUGAGGUGUCCAAGGCCCUGAAAAGCGUUUUUGCAACUGUGCAACAUACAGUGCCCUCCACGGACAUGCCCCCACGAUGUUAGGGCCAUUCGUGGCUCUCGCCAACGCCGCGUCCCCACACGCCGAAGCAAUGUGUUGAGUUUGCGCCUAGGACAGACGACCA
Messenger RNA from Chlamydomonas reinhardtii, 12228 nucleotides. RefSeq lists its product as uncharacterized. The transcript is spliced from 12 exons. Gene Ontology annotation, molecular function: protein binding. Lineage: Eukaryota; Viridiplantae; Chlorophyta; Chlorophyceae; Chlamydomonadales; Chlamydomonadaceae. The record is from RefSeq and is a predicted model, not a curated record. The coding region runs from base 354 to 11525 and encodes 3723 amino acids.